UGCUGCUGCCCGGCACGGGACGUGGAGGAAGUGGGGAGCUGCGCCGUAAACCCAGUGGCGGGGAACGAAAAUGAAAAUUAAACCGGACCGGGACGGAACCUAAGCACCGAUUCCACAGCCCAGCAGAAAACUGCAUGCUGACUGGCGGGCGGAGAGAAAACAACGACUUUAAAUUAGCUUUAAUAAUAUGGAAAGUAAACGACGCAAACAAGCUGCGGGUACUGUGGCGCUUUCGGAAGCGAACGGUGAAUAAUGCCGCUUUCCCUAAACAGCCAAAAUUGAGGCGAAAUAAAGGCUCUCGGCAGUCUCUGUGAGCCGGGAAGGUCGCUAAGCCGGACCGGUGUGUCUGCCCGCGGUGAGAGAGAGGACGCUCCCCCCUCUGCCCUCCCGGUGUGCGGCGCUGCGCCGCGGUCAGCUCAGUGCAGCCGCCUUCCUGCUCCUUUCCAUUUAGGGGAAGUAGGUGCCCGGAGCGAUUUUUUUAAAACAUUUUAUUUUGCUGUUUGAGAAAAAAGGGAAACAGCCCGAUAGAAAUUGUAGCUAUGGCCGGUCCCGAGCAGCAGGUCGAUGGGAAAGCGGAGCAAAUAGAUGAUGCCGAACUGGCUCUUCAGGGCAUAAACAUGCUUCUGAACAACGGCUUCAAGGAGAGCGACGAGCUCUUCAAGAAAUACAGGACCUACAGCCCCCUGAUGAGCUUCGGGGCCAGCUUCGUCAGCUUCCUGAACGCCAUGAUGACCUUUGAGGACGAGAAGAUGCAGAUGGCCUGCGAGGACCUCAAGGCCACGGAGAAACUGUGUGAGAGCGACGGUUCUGGAGUCAUCGAGACCAUCAAGAACCGGAUCAGAAAGAGCAUGGACUUCCAGAGGUCAGGGGCUGUGGUGGUGGACCGGCUGCAGCGGCAGAUCAUCGUGGCGGACUGCCAGGUGUAUCUGGCUGUGCUCUCCUUCGUUAAGCAGGAGCUGUCAGCGUACAUUAAGGGGGGCUGGAUCCUCCGCAAGGCCUGGAAGAUGUACAACAAGUGCUACAGUGACAUCGGCCUGCUGCAGGACGCCCACCAGCGGCGAGCUUCUUCCUCCUCUUCCUCCUUGCCGUCGGUGGCGCAGCCUGCAGAUCGGGCGAACGACAACGCAGUGGCGCAGCCUGGGAGGGAGGUGGUGACGGCCGAGACCCUGGGCCGCCUCAAGGGCUCCGUCAGCUUUGGCUAUGGCCUCUUCCACCUCUGCAUCUCCAUGGUGCCACCGCACCUCCUGAAAAUCGUCAACCUGCUGGGGUUUCCCGGCGACCGGGCGCAGGGGCUCGCCUCGCUCACAUUUGCCAGUGAGAGUAAGGACAUGAAGGCGCCGCUCGCUACCUUGUCUCUGCUCUGGUACCACACGGUGGUGCAGCCGUUCUUCGCCCCCGAUGGCACGGACACACAGGUGGGCCUGGUGGAAGCCCAGGCCAUCCUACAGAGGAAGGCGGCCAUUUACCCCAACUCCUCGCUUUUCACGUUCUUCAGGGGCCGCGUGCAGCGGCUGGAGUGCCAAAUUAAUAGUGCCUUGACGUCUUUCCAUGAUGCGUUGGAACUUGCGACGGAUCAAAGGGAAAUUCAGCACGUGUGUCUCUACGAAAUCGGCUGGUGCAGUAUGAUCGAGAUGAACUACUUUGACGCCUUCAAGUCCUUCGAGCGGCUGAAGAAUGAGUCAAGGUGGUCCCAGUGUUACUAUGCCUACUUGACCGGAGUUUGUCAGGGUGCUGCUGGUGACGUGGAGGGGGCUGUGAAUGUCUGUAACGACGUCCAGAAGCUUUUUAAAAGGAAGAAUAAUCAAAUCGAGCAGUUCUCUGUUAAGAGGGCUGAAAGGCUAAAGAAGUCAUCCCCUACUAAGGAGCUGUGCAUUAUGGGAGUCAUCGAGGUCCUCUACCUGUGGAAAGCUCUUCCGAACUGCUGUUCGUCAAAGCUGCAGCUUAUGAGCCAAGUCUUGCAGGAGGUGGAUGAUGCUUCACACGCCAGUCUGAAGCACCUGCUUCUUGGCGCCAUCCACAAAUGCCUAGGAAACACAAAGGAUGCAAUUCAGUCGUUUCAGCUGUCAGCUAACGAUGAUCUGGGCCAGCAGAGCAUCUCAUACAUGCAGCCGUACUCCUGCUAUGAGCUGGGAUGCAUCCUGCUGGAGAACCCAGAGUCUAUGGGGAGGGGAAGAUCACUACUACUGCAGGCCAAGGAGUGUUAUGCGGGAUAUGACUUUGAGAGCAGGCUGCAUGUUCGCAUCCAUUCAGCAUUAGCCUCCAUGAAGGAGGUGGAGCCUCAGUGACACUCCCCUGGUGGCAAGUCCCCGCCCAUGGACAGCCCACUCCCUGCCCAUGGACGGCCCACUCCCUGCCCAUGGACGGCCCACUCCCCGCCCAUGGACGGCCCACUCCCCGCCCAUGGACGGCCCACUCCCCGCCCAUGGACGGCCCACUCCCCGCCCACCAUGCACUUUGUUUUUUGUGCAGCAGCUUGCAGCUAUGGGCAGGUUGAUGUCGUUUGCGAUGGCCGGCCAUCACAUGGUCUGAUGCUUCUUUUUGUAUCGUUUACCUCAAAGAUGUUUUACAUGUACUUGGGAAAGGUCAUGUGCUGGUAAUAUAGUACAAAAAAAUCCUACUAGGUUUAGUAUGGAGAUCACUGUAAUUUACCGUGGUUGUGUGACAUUUUUGUUAAUAAGUGAGUCGGCCAAAUUUAUGUUUAUUUUUUACCAAAGUUAAUCCCAAAAAACAUAAUUUGAACAAAAGCUGUAUGUUAAACAACGAAAAUAUUUCUUUCCCAUUUUGUCAGAGAUCAUCACAUACUUCUUUUUAAGUUUUGAAAUGUGAAAGGAUAAUGAAGAAUUUACUGAUGCUACUGCCAUUAUAAGAAAGGAGAUAAAGGAAAGGUAACAUAAAUCCCGGCGAAUUAGCUGAAAUGUAGAAACACUGCCACUUCCUUGUUGCUCGUGAUUAUUAAAUGGCCUGCUGUGAUAGUAACAGUAGGCCUGUAGGGUGUGAUGCUUUGUCUGAAAUCCUUUAAAAAAUCAGUCUUUGUGGAAUGUUACAGGCAAUGUGGUGUGUUGCCGUGUAAGUCGGCCUAAACACGAAGAUUGUGGUUAACUAGUUCCAGGUAAUAUCAAACCUAAUCACUUAGUGUUUGUGUAUCAAGGGCAUCACUAAUUCCUAAAAUGUCUAAAUUCAUUGACAAUGUGUUAUGUUCAUUUUCAUUUAUAACCUUGACCUACGAAUUUUGCUCUGUAGAAAAUGCUGGUAUGUAAAUACUGGAGAUCACACCAUUAGUUAUUGCAUUUGAUCUCGAAAGUCUUUAAGAUUAAUUUCUCCAUCUUGGACAGGCUGUUAAUUAUCACUACUGGGACUUGCAUCUUCCCAAUGCAGAUCCUAACUCUGUUUGUUGGAAUAUGUAAGUGGCUAUUGCGGUCCCCUACCGAUCUGUUUCAGCUCGUACGUCAUCAAGUGACAUUUUCCCCAUGGUAACUAGGCAUGAACACUGUAGUUACAUCAUAGUAGCACUUUAUUUCACAGUACACUUUUUUUUUUAAUGGAGGUUUUUAGCACAUAAUUUCUAUGAAAAUACCAUUUUAUGUGCUACUGGAUAGCAGCAUGUAAUACAUUUUUUUGGGUUUAUAAUAUGUCAAUGCAAUAACCAAAAAAAUCUACUGCGAAAUCUUGGGGUAAAACAAAAAAAAAAACUCCUGACUAAUUCAGGGUGAUAUUCCUCCAUAUGACAGACACUUCACAUAUAGCCUUUUAGCUAUAUUUUAAAAUGACUACUGGCAGUAAUUCAAAGUGGGGUGUUGGUACACUUUAUAGUGUACUGCCUUUAUUGUUGCAAUAUGGAGUUUUGUGGUUUCACACAUUGAGUUUCAGUGUCGCAGUUUUUUCAAAUUUAAGAAGACGUGGCAAUUUUCGAAUAAUCAGUUCAGGUUCUUUAUAUCUGUCAAUCAGAUUUGUUACGAGGCCACACUGGAUAUGGCAACACAAAUAAUAAUAAGGUAUAACACAAAUGUUUCUAAAUGCAACACAUUGGCAGCAUUUUUUUUAAUUUAGGACCCUAAUACGGUCCAUCUUCAGGUGUAACAUCAAGGUAGCCUGUUAUUUUGGUGCCUGAAAUAUAAGGUUGUAUUGUGAUUGGCCUGAUGGUAAAUGAGCAGUGGCACUUAACUGAAAUUGUAAUAGCGAAAUGGCAAGAAAUAUGCUUCCUGUGUUCUAUAGUAGAAUGUGUGUGCCUGGAGGGAUGCCAGAUGUUUUGACGACAAUAAAGAAUCUGUGUUGAUGUACCAUGCAA
Messenger RNA from Paramormyrops kingsleyae, 4285 nucleotides. RefSeq names its product tetratricopeptide repeat domain 39C (gene ttc39c). The record is from RefSeq and is a predicted model, not a curated record. Gene Ontology annotation, biological process: cilium assembly; otolith morphogenesis. NCBI's taxonomy places the organism in Eukaryota, Metazoa, Chordata, Actinopteri, Osteoglossiformes, Mormyridae. Gene Ontology annotation, molecular function: protein binding.